Messenger RNA from Phaethon lepturus (White-tailed tropicbird), 1552 nucleotides. It is a transcript of the gene CAPS2, whose product is annotated as calcyphosine 2. Lineage: Eukaryota; Metazoa; Chordata; Aves; Phaethontiformes; Phaethontidae. The transcript has 10 exons. The annotation marks the transcript as partial. The record is from RefSeq and is a predicted model, not a curated record. Gene Ontology annotation, molecular function: calcium ion binding.
AGCUGUUUUAAGUGACCCAGAGCAAUCCACACGUGCUGAUGUUUACAAGGAAACUCAUGGACUUCUGGGACUUGGUGCAGCACCAAUGCGUUUUAGAAAAAGAACGCUGCAUGAAACAAAAAUAAGGACCAAAUCAGGAUUAACUGAAAAUAUGCUCUCUAACAAGCUACGCUUUGAUAGUAGGAUUAUAUCGAGAAAUGGACGCGAUGCUUGUAGAGAGUUGAUUGGAUUUUUUUUUGCAUGUGACAGAUCCCUUACUGUGUACGAAUUUUGCCACUUUGGAAAAAAUAGAAAAAAUGCCUUGCCUUUCAUUCAGAAGGGAGUUUAUAAACAUCAACGUGGACAAAAGAAGGGAAAAGCAUACAAUCUUAGUGACUUCUAUAUUGGAGCUAACCUAACUUUCCAGAGCGCUGAUCAUAACCUUCCAGAAAGUAUUAAGCAGAACCCAGUUCUCACCCUUCGUGUGAUAAGUAUUGAUGAAGCAGCUAUGGAUUUUCUGAAAGCUUCUUCUAUGGAAUUCAAGCAAGAGUGUUCCAAACAAGUGGUUGAUGACAGCAAAGUUUUCAAGAAGAUUCAAGGUACACUCAGAGACACACUAAGUAAAAGAGGAGUUCGGGUUAUAACAGGCUUAGGAAAGUAUUUCCGACACAUAGACAAGAACAGAAAUGGUUUUCUCUCUCAGGCAGACUUUAAAGAAGCUCUAAAAGUAUUCCAUUUGGAAAUACCUGAAGGGGACUUUGAAUCUUUAUGGCUUAUUCUUGAUGACAGCAAGAGUGAUAAGGUUGACUGUGGAGAAUUUACUCGUGCUGUAUUUGGAGAAAUGAAUGAAUAUCGGAAAGCAUUUGUAAGAAAAGCUUAUAUGAAACUAGAUUUCAACAAAACCGGGAGUGUGCCUAUGGUAGAUAUCACAAAAUGUUACUGUGCAAAGAAACAUCCUCUAGUAUUGGCAGGCAAAGCUACAGAAGAAGAAAUUAAAUCAUCAUUUCUAGAAACAUUAGGAGAGUCCUGCAGCAACCCCAAUGAAGUGUCCUAUUCGGAGUUCGAAGAUUACUAUGAAGGAUUAAGUAUUGGAAUCAUGGAUGAUGAUGAUUUUGUUAAUAUCUUAAGGAACCCUUGGGGAAUUUAGAGUGGAAGACAACAAAAAUGAAGAAGAGACAUUUUCUAAACAAGGCGUGAGCUAUUAAAUAAGGGAGGAUUUAGUCUUGAUGUCCAUUACUUCAUAAUUAGCGUCUUAAACUGAUUUCAGGGACUGAAAAUCUUAGAUGCUUUCAGAAUAAUACAUGGCAAAUUUCUUAUUGUCUGUUGAACUAUGCUAACCACUUUUUUUAAUAUAAAUGCUGUUCAUUCCUUUUCAUUGGAAAUAAUAAAGGCUGUUCCCCAUACCAACAGGUGUCAUUUACUAGAUAAUAGAAUGAAGUGGCCUAUUUUAAAACUAGAGGGAAUUAGAAUACUAAAAUGCAUGAAGGAGUAUAUGCAGGAGAAAAUUUAGUUUUAUGAUGCAUUGUGAAAAGCUUCAGAUUUGACUGUAUAAAUAUCAAUGGUAGCUUUUCUU